AUGGGAAGAAGGAGAAGGACGAGCGAGAGAAGAGGAAGGAGGAGGAGCAAGAGAAUAGAGGAGGUGAUGGGAAGAAGGAGAAGAACGAGAAAGAAGAGGAAGGAGGAGGAGCAAGAGAAUGAGGUGGGUGAUGAGAAGAAGGAGAAGGACGAGCGAGAGGAGAGGAAGGAGGAGCAAGAGAAUAGAGGAGGUGAUGGGAAGAAGGAGAAGGACGAGCGAGAGAAGAGGAAGGAGGAGGAGCAAGAGAAUAGAGGAGGUGAUGGGAAGAAGGAGAAGGACGAGCGAGAGAAGAGGAGAGGAAGGAGGAGCAAGAGAAUAGAGGAGAGGAAGGAGGAGCAAGAGAAUGAGGUGGGUGAUGAGAAGAAGGAGAAGGACGAGCGAGAGAAGAGGAAGGAGGAGCAAGAGAAUAGAGGGGGUGAUGGGAAGAAGGAGAAGGACGAGCGAGAAAAGAGGAAGGAGGAGCAAGAGAAUAGAUGGGAUGAUGAGAAGAAGGAGAAGGACGAGCGAGAGAAGAGGAAGGAGGAGCAAGAGAAUAGAGGGGGUGAUGGGAAGAAGGAGAAGGACGAGCGAGAAAAGAGGAAGGAGGAGCAAGAGAAUAGAUGGGGUGAUGGGAAGAAGGAGAAGAACGAGCGAGAGAAGAGGAAGGAGGAGGAGCGAGGGAAAAGGAAUGGGGGUGCAGCAUACGACGAGGACGACGACUGCGAUUAG
Strongylocentrotus purpuratus (purple sea urchin) is the source of this 708-nucleotide messenger RNA. RefSeq names its product protein MNN4-like. The record is from RefSeq and is a predicted model, not a curated record. The transcript is spliced from 2 exons. NCBI's taxonomy places the organism in Eukaryota, Metazoa, Echinodermata, Echinoidea, Camarodonta, Strongylocentrotidae. The coding region runs from base 1 to 708 and encodes 235 amino acids.